ACCAAAACCUAAAAAACAGAAGACUCAUUAUCUAUCGCCGAUCAGAGGAAGACUUUUAAAAGGGAAUUUUUUUAUAUCAAAGUCUCUGGUCUCAAUCGAAAGGGGCAAACAAGGAACAAGAUGGUGUUUUACUUCAAAGCCCGACCAGAGGCUGGCGAUUACACCAUCUUCAUGGGUCUCGACAAGUACGAGAACGAAGAACUCAUCAAAUACGGUUUCCCCGAAGACGUUUGGUUUCAUGUGGAUAAAAUGUCUUCAGCUCAUGUUUAUUUAAGAUUGCACAAGGGUCAGACUAUUGAUGAUAUAAGUGAAGGUGUUUUGGAAGAUUGUGCUCAGCUUGUCAAAGCGAAUUCCAUUCAAGGCAACAAGGUGAAUAAUAUUGAUGUUGUUUACACUCCAUGGUCCAAUUUAAAGAAAACUGCUUCCAUGGAUGUUGGCCAAGUUGGUUUCCACAAUUCAAAAAUGGUUCGCACUGUGAGGGUGGAAAAGCGGAUAAAUGAGGUAGUUAAUAGAUUGAACAAAACAAAAGUGGAAAGGAAACCUGAUUUAAAAGGUACCAGUGCUGAUGAAGGCGCGGAUUACAAGCCACUUCUUGGUGGCUCAAGCACCGAUCCUCAGAAGUUCACCAAGAACCCAGAGGUUGGUUUGGUUACUGUUCUUGAAAACAUUCGCUGGAAAGAACUUGGACUUCUCACUUUUGUUUGGGUUGCAUACCUAGCACUGCAGAUUGCCAAGGUUAUUUUAUUUUUAUCUGCUGGCUAUUAUGAAAAUGGCUUGUUUAAUUAG
This is a messenger RNA of Pistacia vera, 786 nucleotides long. RefSeq names its product coiled-coil domain-containing protein 25-like. The coding region runs from base 121 to 786 and encodes 221 amino acids. NCBI's taxonomy places the organism in Eukaryota, Viridiplantae, Streptophyta, Magnoliopsida, Sapindales, Anacardiaceae. The record is from RefSeq and is a predicted model, not a curated record. The transcript is spliced from 6 exons.